Molecule: messenger RNA, 2754 nt
Organism: Equus quagga
Lineage: Eukaryota; Metazoa; Chordata; Mammalia; Perissodactyla; Equidae
Gene: USP29
Product: ubiquitin specific peptidase 29
Biological process (GO): G1/S transition of mitotic cell cycle; protein deubiquitination
Cellular component (GO): cytosol; nucleus
Molecular function (GO): cysteine-type endopeptidase activity; cysteine-type deubiquitinase activity
Source: RefSeq, a predicted model, not a curated record
AUGGCUCCUCUAAGGAUACAUGGUUUUAUCCAAAUUUGGAGCAAGAAGACUGGGAUAACUAAAUCUAGAGAAGUAUUCAUUGAAACAGCGGAAGGAAAAAAGGAAACCAGCCUGGUGGUCAUUUUCAAUUCUGGAGAAUUUAUAAGGGUUUUUCAGCUAAGUAAUAAUAUUACAAGUGUGGUCCUUAGACAUUGUGGAGAGAGACAAAGUUGCCUGAAUUUAACUUUGAAAAACAAUAGCUCCUUGUUUAUUGACAAAUUAUCCCGCAGAGAUGCUGAACAGUUGAAGAUGUUCCUGGACAUAGUCCAUCAAAAUGAAUUCCAAGCACCUAUGGAAUCUGAUAGUGAUUGGCGUGUUUUUGACAGCAGAAAUACACGGAAGGAAAUUGACAAAACUCCAUUUCACAAGGUUUGUGACAUGCCAAGUUAUGGAUUCUUUAAUACAGAAAAAGGAAGUGAGACACCUUUCCCUCAGAAGAUGCCUUCAUUAAUAUCAAAAUCACCAAUGCUUGUCACAACAGGCCUAUUAGAAAAUCAAGGUGGAAAGGGGAAAAGAAUGCAAUCGUCUUGUCUAGAGAUGAGUGAGGGCCUCUGGGAAGAAAAUAACCCCAUACUAAACAAGAAACUGAAGACAAAUUCCUUUAAGUAUGUAAGUGGCAAUGGGAAGAAACCACUGCAUUUAAAAGAUCCAAAAAGGGAUAGAAAUUCAAAAUAUGGACCUUCAUGCAAGACCAUCUCUGCUUAAAAUCCUAACCUAGAUAAGGCUCUUCAUUCAGUCCAACUUCUCUCUUCCAAAAGCAGUUUGGAAUUUCGCUCAGGACUAAUGUAUAGCCAGAAUGAUCCAGGAUGUAAUGAAUCCCAGGUGCCCCUUGACUCUCACCCAGAACAACUAUGGCAAGGCUUUCCUAAUUUGGGAAAUACCUGUUACGUGAAUGCAAGUUUACAGUCACUAUUUGCAAUUCCACUGUUUGCUGAUGACUUACUUAAGCAAGGUGUCCCAUGGGAGAAAAUUCCCUUUGGUGCUCUUGUUAUGGACUUGAACCAGUUACUGGUGUUAAAAGAUGUCUAUGUCUGUAACGUGGAGACCAAGAAAGGGUUACUGGUAAAUGUUAAAAGUACCAUUUCAGUGGUUGCAGAGACAUUCUCUAGCAACACUCAAAAUGAUGCUCAUGAGUUCUUAGGUCACUGUUUAGAUCAGCUGAAAGAGGACAUGAAAAAAUUAAACACCACUUUGAGGACUGAGAGAGAACUUGGAGAUGAAAAUUCGUCUCCACAGAGGUAUGCUGGUAAUGCUGCCACCAAGUCAUUUGUUUGUCUUGUUGUUGCUAAUUUUGAGUUUGAAUUGCAGCACUCCAUUAUUUGUAAAGCCUGUGGUCAGGUGGUUCUCAAGGCAGAACCAAGUCAUUAUCUCUCCAUCAACCUUCCCCAAGAAACAAAACCACUUCCUUUCUCUAUUCAAAAUUGUUUUGAUUUUUUCUUUAGAGCAGAAGAACUUGAGUGUAACUGUGAGAAGUGCAAGCACAAGAGUUCUGUUGCAAUGCACAAAUUCAGUAGGCUUCCCAGGGUCCUUAUUGUUCAUCUGAAACGCUAUAACUUUAGUGAUGUUUGGUAGCUAGUGAAGGAUAACCAGCGAGUCCAUGUUCCCAAGUAUUUAAGCUUGUCUUCUCAUUGCAAUGAUAAUACCAAACCACCACUUCCCUUGGGCAGUAAUGCACCUACUGGGGACUCCAAAGUCCUGAAUGUCUCUCAAGAGAUGAUUUCUGAGAUCAUCAGCCCAUCAACACCUUCAGUAAAGUUGAUCUCAGAAUCCAGUGAGUCCCUGGUUUUACAAAUUCCAUCAGAGAAGGAAGCCAAACCACAAAAUUUCCGGAAAAUCUGUGAAGGGUCCAGCCAAGAACAGCAGCAGAGAGACCUGGAAAAGUGUUCUACUGAAGCAGUAGAGUCAGAACUGGUAAACUCAGGAGAUGGGACAGUCAGUGAAAAGAAGCUGCCAGCAGCUGACUCGAUGGAUCAAGGAGAUAUUUCUCUUCCUAUGAUCUGUGAAGAUGCAGGUAAACCUACCAGCAGUCCACGCACAGGUCUUGUAGAGAUUCAUCUUCAAGAGGUAGCUGACAACCCAGAACUUAAGAAAUAUGAGAAAACCAAUGCAUUUAUAGUUAGUGUCACUGAGUCUACUGAAGAUUUUUAUGAGGAUAAAGAAACCUGGAUUCCAGAAAGAUCUGAAGGAAUGGCUGAACAACUCCAGAAAAAUAAAAUCUUUAAAAAAAAAAAAAAAGAAUUCCUUCAGCAGGAACCACCUCCAAGCAUUGGGAAGCCAGAUGCCCAGGAACACAUAGAGAAGGACCUCAAUAGUCAUCAGAAGGCUAACCUGAAUUCCCUUGGUGCGUUGGGUUCCGAUAAGAACUCUGGAAACAAAGACAUUUUAGGUACAGAGAACACAGAAGCUGAAGCCAGAGAACUGAAAAGAAAUACCAAGAUGAGAGACCCUCUUAAUGCCUACCAGCUCAUCAGUGUGGUCAGCCAUCUUGGGCACUCCCUACACUCAGGCCAUUACAUCAGCGAUGUUUAUGACUUUCAGAGGUAGGCCUGGUUCACGUACAGUGAUUUACAAGUAUCACAAAUCGAAGAGUUCGUAAUGCAGGAGGCUAGGCUUUGCACUGGGUAUAUCUUCUUUUACACGCACAAUGAGAUCUUUGAGGCACUGUUGGGAAAGGUACUUAGAACAGAGGUAGGGAAGAUCCUUCAGGAGGAAUAA